Messenger RNA from Botrytis cinerea B05.10, 682 nucleotides. RefSeq lists its product as hypothetical. The transcript has 3 exons. NCBI's taxonomy places the organism in Eukaryota, Fungi, Ascomycota, Leotiomycetes, Helotiales, Sclerotiniaceae. Bases 156 to 380 code for a protein of 74 amino acids. The record is from RefSeq and is a predicted model, not a curated record.
GGGCAGUUAUCUUUGAAUCUCCUACUUUCCACCAUUCAAAUCGAUAUCAUCCUCGCUACAGUCUAGUUGUCACAAAUUCGCUAUUGUUGAAGCUCCUUAUUUACAACAAACCCUGAAACCCUAUCCUUGGAUAUAGUUACAUCCUUAAUCGCACAAUGGCCGUCACCUGGAAAACACCCAAGUUAACUCUCUUAACAAGAUUCAAAACCACAAGUUCCUCAUCUUCCACAUUCUCAUUCUCCUCUUCCAAAGAUAAUGAGAGCACUCUUGACGAUGAAGCUCAAGCGCUAAGAAAAGAACGCACAGGACAUAGUUGCAAAAAGAAGACCAAUUUUGAGAAAUUGGAGCGAGUGAUUAUUUUCUGUAGUUUGUUUUGUUAGGGGUUAUUUUGGCUCGGUGGGAAGCGAGGGGCUUUUUCAUUUCUUGGGUUUGGAAUUCGGGUAUUUUAAGAGUUUGGGUUCGGAGUUGGAGUUGGAGUUGGGUGCGCAAAAUUGAGAUGAUAUUUCGUGCAAUGAGUAGGCUAGAGAUGACUAAAAUCAAAAAGAGAUUUGAGCGAUUGCAUCAAUCGGGAGCGAUAUGAUGGCCUCGCUCAGGAAAGAUAUUGAAAUUUGGACUAGAUGUAAAAUUUGGUUUCUAGAUCCCUCCUAGAAUUCAAAAUUCUUUCAAUGUAUUUGGAUCUUCA